Molecule: messenger RNA, 3112 nt
Organism: Verruconis gallopava
Lineage: Eukaryota; Fungi; Ascomycota; Dothideomycetes; Venturiales; Sympoventuriaceae
Exons: 6
Coding region: 53-3058 (1001 amino acids)
Biological process (GO): GPI anchor biosynthetic process
Cellular component (GO): endoplasmic reticulum membrane
Molecular function (GO): mannose-ethanolamine phosphotransferase activity
Source: RefSeq, a predicted model, not a curated record
CCAACACAAUUUGCGCUGAUCUCAGCGUGUCGCUCCUUCUAAUCAAUUCAGAAUGGCUCGUCUUGGGCGACUCGGCUUCUUAGCCGUGGCGGUCGUUUUUCAUUUCACGUACAUAUACUCAAUCUUUGAUAUAUACUUCGUGAGUCCCAUCGUGGGUGGCAUGAGGGAGUUUAGUGUGCCAGGAGAGGCGCCGGCGCGAAGACUGGUGUUGUACGUUGGCGACGGUCUCCGAGCCGACAAAUGCUUCCAAUCAUUCCCUGAUCCCUCACCUUCGAAAAAUGAUACCGAUGCUCUCACCCCGCGACCGCUUACACCUUUUUUAAGAAAUAAGGUGUUGAAAGAGGGUACAUUUGGUGUUUCACAUACCCGCGUCCCUACCGAGUCCAGACCUGGACACGUUGCGCUCAUUGCCGGCUUAUAUGAGGACGUGUCGGCUGUGACGACAGGAUGGAAACUUAACCCUGUGAAUUUCGACAGUGUUUUCAAUAAAAGCAGGCACACGUGGAGUUGGGGCUCUCCAGAUAUUCUGCCCAUGUUCGAGAAAGGUGCUGUUCCUGGACGAGUCGAUGCGUUUACUUACGGCGCCGAAUAUGAGGAUUUUACGUCCAAUGCUGUUGAGCUCGACAUAUGGGUAUUUGACAGAGUUAAGGCUCUCUUUGAGGAGGCGAAGACGAAUCCAGACCUAGAUGCGCAACUACGCCAGGACAAGAUCGUUUUUUUCCUACAUCUGCUUGGUCUUGACACCACUGGACAUGGGUUCAGGCCAUACUCGAAAGAAUACUUGCAUAAUAUAAAGAUUGUAGAUCAGGGUGUAAAGGAGAUUACGGAGCUCAUAGACAACUUUUACAAUGAUGGCAAGACUGCAUAUGUCUUUACGGCUGACCACGGCAUGAGCGAUUGGGGAAGUCACGGAGAUGGCCAUCCUGACAAUACGCGAACUCCCCUCAUUACGUGGGGCUCUGGAAUAGCAAAGCCAGUCAAGAAGAUGCUUGGAACUGCACCUGGCCACGAAGAUGGCUUCUCGGCAGAUUGGGGCCUCAGCAAUAUACAGAGGCAUGAUGUUGCUCAAGCUGAUGUUGCAGCGCUCAUGGCAUAUUUGAUAGGGGUGCCAUUUCCCGUCAACUCGGUUGGCGAACUUCCUCUCUCAUAUCUCGCCGCGAGUCCUAAGGUCAAGGCAGAAGCGUUGCUUACCAACGCGAAAGGAAUUCUUGAAAUGUACAAGGUUAAGGAAGCUGAAAAGAAAGCGACAAAACUUCGCUAUCGACCAUUUUCAGGCUUUGGGGACGAGACACACUCCAUCGAGUAUCGAAUUGCGCAAAUUGAAACGUCUAUUGAGAAAAAUAGAGCCAGCGACGCGAUUGCACAAUGCAAGGAGCUCAUUCAUCUUGGCCUACAAGGGCUCCGUUACCUUCAAACAUACGACUGGCUGUUCCUCCGCGCUCUGGUCACACUAGGUUAUCUUGGUUGGAUUGUGUAUGCCGUCACACUUGUGAUCGACCUUCACGUACUGCAAGGCUCAACUGAGCCACAACGAACGGUUGUGAGCAACAUGGGUUUCUCUUCUGCGCUGGUCGCAUUAUUUUCACUGCUCUUUGUCCAAAAAUCCCCGAUCACGUAUUACAUUUAUGCUGUAUUCCCAGUCUUCUUCUGGGAAGAGGUAUUUGCUAGACGCAACGCAAUAAGCAGAGGAAAGGACAUUCUUUUUGGCUCAACCUCAACCAAGUCCAGUCCAGCUGGCAGUUUACUCAAAUUCCUAGGUUUUCUUGCACUCUUGGAAGUUUUGGUACAAAGUUACCAUCACCGUGAACUAUAUACAAUUUGUUAUCUUCUUGCGAUCGCAUGGCCAGCAUUUUACGGCACAGAAUUUUGCAAGAAACACGCGAUCCUAGUGCUAACUUGGAUGACUUCUUGUGCAUCAAUGAGUGUGUUCACACUUCUCCCGGCUAUGAAAGUUGAAAAUCCCACAUUAAUUUUUUCCGCGGGGGUUUUAAUGGGAGCCAUCGGAGUCAUGUACCUAGUAUUUGAGGAUCGCAUCGUCAAUCAGCUUGAAGGUGUCACAGUUGAACAGUCGCCUUUUGCUCGGACAAUUUUUGGACUACAGAUUGGCUUGGUCUUCCUCUCUAUGGUGGUAACGCGGUCAGGCAUCUCGUCAAUUAGUGCGAAGCAAGGCUUGCCAAUUGGCACGCAGAUUGUUGGAUGGCUCACAUUGAUCGCAUCUUUGACCGUACCCUUUUUACACGGCAUCGAGCCUAACAGCCACUACAUACACCGCCUUAUGGUCAUAUUCCUGACUUUCUCGCCACUCUUCAUCAUCCUGACGAUAUCCUACGAGGGCUAUUUCUAUAUUGCCUUCUGUGUGACGCUUGUCACAUGGGUGCGCCUUGAACACGCCAUCUAUGUUCAUACGACGAAAGCGGCUAUUCAAAAGACACAUGUAGUAAAGGGAAAGUCGAAUGGUCAGCCCAGCCCAUCUGGACGUGCUGGCCUGACUCCUGUCAAGCAAACUUCGGUUACAGCACAAGAUCAGCACCAGGCCGUCUCUACUGGCCAACACCGACCGCUCACUCUUGCUGACGCGCGCGUAGCACUGUUUUCGCUCUUCCUCCUACAGUCAGCAUUCUUCUCCACUGGCAACAUCGCUUCCGUCUCCUCGUUCUCCCUUGACGCUGUGUAUCGUUUGAUCCCCGUUUUCGACCCCUGGUCCCAAGGCGCGCUUCUUAUGUUCAAGAUUUUUGUUCCCUUCGUUGUACUAUCUGCCAACCUGGGAAUACUGAACCAUCGAUUAGGCGUGGCGCCAAGUGCGCUGUUCAUGAUUGUCAUGGCGAUUGGUGACGUUCUAACACUGUCCUUUUUCUGGAUGGUCAGGGACGAAGGCAGCUGGUUGGAUAUUGGAACUAGCAUCAGCCAUUUCUGUAUAGGUUCUGGCCUUUGUGUCUUCGUUAGCGGACUAGAGGUGGUGUCUGAAGUUUUCGUAAAAGGAGUGGAGUUCGGCGAUGACAGACCGGGAGUUGAAUUGGUAGGUAAUGGGACUACGGGAAACGAUAAAAAAGCCAACUGAGUUGAAACGAGCUCGGUUCUUAUUGUUAGAUGCAUAUCAAUCUAUAAUUUAUCA